CAGGGCUCGCCCUUCCUAAGAAAUUUCCCAUAAACUUCAAGUACCACUUUUAUCAAAAGAGUCUCUCUCACCUUUCCGUUCAUCUCAGCUCUCCAUUGUUGCUUCAAAGACCAAAAAGCUAACCUUCCUUCUUGCCCCUGCAGAAAAACCCAGAAUAAAAAGCAGAGAGAAGCAUCCUCUGCAAAUCUUGGGACGUGGGUUUCAGUUCUUCGAAGCAUCCUUGCGACCCAUCAAAGCUUUGGAUUUUCUAGGCUUGUCUGGUCUGCGCAGAAAGAGAAAACAAGAAAUGGUUAAUGCCUCAGAUGGUGUUGUGGGAGCAGUAUUCGGUGAGUUGUUUGGGAUCGUUAAGCACCUUGUGAAGACUGUUGUCGUGUUUCGUGGCAAUCUCAAGAAGAUCAAGGACACUUUGAGCUCCAUAGAACCGAUCAUCAAUGAGAUCGACAAGUACAACAAUAUGCUGGAGCAUCCGCAAGAGAUGCGUCCGAUCAAGGACCUUUUGGAGGAAGGUAAAGGACUGGUCAACAAGUGCUCGAAGAUCCACAUGCUCAACUUGUGCACGACGUAUACGCACUCGAAAAAGCUGACCCACUUCAAUGCGGCAGUCCUGGAGAAGUUCCAAAUUUACAUGCCCCUGCUGAAUGUGAUGACUAGCAAGGAGACAUCGGUAAAGGUGACGGAGAUAGGGGGAGACGUGAAGGAGUUGUUGUCCGUGCUAUCGAAUAGUGCGGCUCACCAGAGCGGGCUUGAGACUAUGGGCAACCUUGCCGUCCCUGCGGCGCCCCAUUUCAUUGUCGGGCUGGAGAUGGAGGCGUCCUUGAGCAAGCUCAAGGAGCAGCUGCUUAAGGAGGGAGUCUCUGUGAUUGUUGUGACUGCCCCAGGCGGCUGCGGGAAGACCACUCUGCUUAAGAAAUUGUGUCAUGAAGUGGCAAUUGAAGGCAAAUUUGAGGACAAAAUCAUGUUCGUCCCUGUCUCGAAGAAGCCCAACCUGAGAGAUAUUGUCCAGAAAAUGUAUCAACAUAAUCGUUUCAAGGUACCCGAGAUUAAAUCAGACGAGGAUGCAGUUCAUUGCUUGCAGCAACUUGUCAACAAAAUAGGACAAAAUCCUGUGUUACUUGUGCUGGACGAUGUCUGGAAGGAAUCGGAAUCCAUCAUCGACAAAUUUGUCUGCGAUGAUAUCAAAGAUUACAAGAUUGUGGUGACAUCAAGAUACGAGUUUCCUCGUUUUCGUCCUGUGCAUCACCUGAACCCACUAACUCAUGACGAAGCCAUGGAACUUUUUCGUCAAUGUGUUACUGUCGAUGAUAGAAGCAUGGGUGCACCAGAUGCUAAGCUCUUGAAUCAGAUAGUGGAACACUGUAAGCGAUUGCCAUUGGUUAUUAAAGUCGUUGCCAAGUCUCUCCGAGGAAAGGAUUAUGCAUUCUGGAGAAAAAAGCUUCAUGAAUUGUCCGAAGGUCAUUCCCUUCUUGAUUUGGACAACGAGAUACUAGCUUGCCUCAAAAAGAGCUUGGACGACUUGGAUGGUGACCCCUUGAUCAAGCAACGUUUCAUGGACCUCGGCUCAUUUCCAGAGGAUUGCAAGAUCCCCGCCACUGCCCUUAUUGAUAUGUGGGUGGAAUUGUACAAGCUAGAUUCCGAUGGUGUGCGCGCCACUCCUGACCUCCAUGAACUCGAUUACAGGAACCUAGCUGAUCUCGUAGUACCCAGGAGAGAUUCAAGAGACGACGACGAAUCUUACCGUAGCCACUAUGUUAUGCAGCAUGAUCUGCUCAGAGAGCUGGCUAUCAUGGAGUGCAACCAGGGGGAAGUAGAGAAGAGAGAGAGACUCAUUCUGGACUUGAUGGGAAAUAACUUUCCCAACUGGUGGAGAGAGCAAAAGCAGCAACCUCUCCGUGCUCGUCUAGUGUCCAUCUCCACAGAUGGAAAAUUCUCAACACCUUGGCUAAAUCUCGAAUUGCCUGAAGCUGAGGCUCUUGUCUUGAAUUUCCAGACCAACAUGCAAACCAAAACCUAUGCUUUGCCUGAAUUCAUCGCGAAGUCCCACAAGCUCAAGGCCCUGAUAGUAACAAACUACAGUUUCUUUCCCGCUGAGUUGGGCAAUUUCCAUGUCAUCGAGUCCAAUUUAAGGAGGAUCCGGCUUGAGCGCGUCACGGUUCCUUUCCUAAGCAUGGGAAAAAUACGCUUGCACAGUUUAAAAAAGAUAUCCUUUUUCAUGUGCGAUAUCAGUCAGACUUCGACAUCGAACGACGCCAAAAUCUCAGAUGCAAUGCCAAACUUGGAGGAGCUCGACAUUGACUAUUGCAACGAUCUUGUGACAUUACCGGAUGGCAUCUGCGAGAUAAAGCCUUUGCGGAAGCUUAGCAUCACAAACUGCCAUAGUUUCUCCGCUCUCCCCGAACAACUCGGGCAAUCGGCAUCCCUCGAAGUAAUCAGGCUUAACUCCUGCACAAACUUGUCGCGGUUUCCAGACUCGAUUAGAAGCCUCCAAAACUUGAGAUUUCUCGAUAUAUCUGAUUGCCUAAAUCUAAGCGCCUUGCCUGAUCAAAUUGGUCAAGUGGUUAAUCUCGAGAGGAUAAACAUGAAAGGGUGUCUGAGGUUGUCUGGGUUGCCAAGGUCGAUCGUGAAGUUAAGGAACUUACAAAAGGUGGUUUGUGAGAAUGAAAAAGCCGUCAUGUGGGGGCCUCUUCAGGACACUCUCACUGGCUUGGAGAUAACUCUGUUUGAAGAAGAAGCUAGCUUAGAUUGGCUGCAUGAUUAAGACGGGGUAAUGAUAUCGACAGUGCAUGGACUUUAUUUCAAUAUUGAACUUUGUUU
Syzygium oleosum is the source of this 2811-nucleotide messenger RNA. Its product is annotated as probable disease resistance protein At5g66900. Gene Ontology annotation, biological process: defense response to fungus. The transcript is spliced from 5 exons. Gene Ontology annotation, molecular function: ADP binding. The coding region runs from base 287 to 2755 and encodes 822 amino acids. The record is from RefSeq and is a predicted model, not a curated record. NCBI's taxonomy places the organism in Eukaryota, Viridiplantae, Streptophyta, Magnoliopsida, Myrtales, Myrtaceae.